ACAUUCCUUUGCUACCUCAUGGCGGUUGGGAUCGCUGGGGUCGCUUUCCGCCGGUGCUUUUUUUGGUCCUGUCUUGAAGGGCUUGGGGCUGUACUUGAUACAAGUCCCUGUGUGGAUGGAAGAGAGCCGGUCAGGCGACACACAGUAAUCUUGUUUGCGGAGAGGCCUGCCCUGCCUGAGGUUAAUAAGGCAAGAUGAGUGAGCCCUCAGGAGGUUUUACUUACACUGAAACAUCAAUAUUAUUUUUCCAUGCCAAGGUUCCUUUGGGUUCUAAGUCCAAGAUGGCCAAUCUCAAGGAUCAGCUGAUUGUGAAUCUCCUUAAGGAAGAACAGGUCCCCCAGAAUAAGAUUACAGUUGUCGGGGUUGGUGCUGUGGGCAUGGCCUGUGCCAUCAGUAUCUUAAUGAAGGACUUGGCAGAUGAACUUGCUCUUGUUGAUGUCAUGGAAGACAAAUUGAAGGGAGAGAUGAUGGAUCUCCAACACGGCAGUCUUUUCCUUAGAACACCAAAAAUUGUCUCUGGCAAAGACUAUAAUGUAACGGCAAACUCCAAGCUGGUUAUCAUCACAGCUGGGGCACGUCAGCAAGAGGGUGAAAGCCGUCUUAAUUUGGUCCAGCGUAAUGUGAACAUCUUUAAGUUCAUCAUUCCUAAUGUUGUAAAGUACAGCCCAAACUGCAAGUUGCUUGUUGUUUCCAAUCCAGUGGAUAUCUUGACCUAUGUGGCUUGGAAGAUAAGUGGCUUUCCCAAAAACCGUGUUAUUGGAAGUGGCUGCAAUCUGGAUUCAGCCCGGUUCCGUUACCUGAUGGGGGAAAGGCUGGGAGUUCACCCACUGAGCUGCCAUGGAUGGAUCCUUGGAGAGCAUGGAGACUCUAGUGUGCCUGUGUGGAGUGGAGUGAAUAUUGCUGGUGUCUCCCUGAAGAAUCUGCACCCCGAGUUGGGAACAGACGGGGAUAAGGAGCAUUGGAAAGAGGUUCACAAACAGGUGGUUGACAGUGCUUAUGAAGUGAUCAAGCUCAAAGGCUACACAUCCUGGGCCAUUGGACUGUCUGUGGCAGAUUUGGCAGAAAGUAUAAUGAAAAACCUUAGGAGAGUGCAUCCAAUUUCUACCAUGAUUAAGGGUCUCUAUGGAAUAAAAGACGACGUCUUCCUUAGCGUGCCUUGUAUCUUGGGGCAGAACGGCAUCUCAGAUGUUGUAAAGGUGACCCUGACUCCUGAGGAGGAGGCGCGUUUGAAGAAGAGUGCGGAUACCCUGUGGGCGAUCCAGAAGGAGCUGCAGUUCUAGUCUUCCUGUGUCACACCGCCUCGCUGUCUGGGCUACGAGGGGAUGUAGAUGGAGGCUGUGCGUGUUUUCCUUUUUUUAUCUGCUCUGUGGUUGAAGCAGUCGUAGCAUUAAGAUGGCCUGGGGAAAUCAUCAGUUUCCCAAAGUUAGAAAUAGAAAUGGUUCAGAAAGCCCCACAGUUGUAUCCUGAUGCUGGAUGGCACUUGUGUAGUCCUAACCUGGUUAGUAUAAAGUAGCCCCACCAUCUCAGACACCACGGCCAAUACCGCACAGGCUCCAGUCGCCCUUUGAACCAGAUGUGUGUUGCUCUGUUGUGUAACUUCACCAACCAAGCCUAAGUCUUUUUCCCAGUUGGUCACAGCCUGGGAUUCAGUGUAUAAAUCCAAUGCUGCAUGUCUACGCAUAACUGUUUUAAAGGAUUUUAUUUUGUGUAUUAUAUAUAUAUCAGUAGUGUACAUUGCCAUAUAAUGUAAAAAGGAAAGAUCUACCUGUGAACGGUGUAACCAAGUGUCAAACCAACUACAACACCAAAUAAACCUUGAACAGUGA
Messenger RNA from Fukomys damarensis (Damara mole-rat), 1826 nucleotides. RefSeq names its product L-lactate dehydrogenase A chain. Gene Ontology annotation, cellular component: cytoplasm. Lineage: Eukaryota; Metazoa; Chordata; Mammalia; Rodentia; Bathyergidae. Gene Ontology annotation, molecular function: L-lactate dehydrogenase (NAD+) activity. The record is from RefSeq and is a predicted model, not a curated record. The coding region runs from base 195 to 1280 and encodes 361 amino acids. Gene Ontology annotation, biological process: carboxylic acid metabolic process. The transcript has 8 exons.